Messenger RNA from Rhipicephalus microplus (southern cattle tick), 2545 nucleotides. It is a transcript of the gene Cul2, whose product is annotated as cullin 2. Gene Ontology annotation, biological process: ubiquitin-dependent protein catabolic process. The record is from RefSeq and is a predicted model, not a curated record. Gene Ontology annotation, molecular function: ubiquitin protein ligase binding. Gene Ontology annotation, cellular component: cullin-RING ubiquitin ligase complex. Lineage: Eukaryota; Metazoa; Arthropoda; Arachnida; Ixodida; Ixodidae.
CCCUAUUUUACCGUCGCAAAAUGAAGGCAGCCGCAGGUUUUAGUAGUCGAGAUUCGCUGGCGAAUUAAAUCUCGACUGCCGGUCGCGGAUCGUCCUCUUCGCGUGCCCUGGAGCGUCGAGUGCUUUUAGUCAGGUGGCCAGCAGCAUGUCUCUCAAGCCCAAGCGCAUUGACUUUGAGUGCACCUGGGAGCAAUUGAGAGACACUGUCGCGGGCGUCAUCACUCUGGGAAAGGUUCCGAGGCCUGUAUGGAACGACCGCUUCUCGGACGUGUAUGCACUGUGCGUCGCCUUCCCUGAACCUUUGGGAGACCGUCUUUAUCUGGAGACCAAGAAGUUUCUCAAUGCCCAUGUCCAGCAGCUGUACGAGCUGGUGGUGUCGGGUGAUGACCUGUUGGCAACUUACUACAAGCACUGGCUCCAGUACAGCCAGGGCAUCGACUAUCUCAACAAGUUGUACAUGUACCUGAACACGCAACACAUCAAGAAGCACAAGUUGAGUGAAGCCGACCUGAGCUAUGGCUCCGUGGAGCCCGCGGAGCAACUGCUCGAGGUGGGCGAGCUGGGCCUCGACCUGUGGAAAAGGAACAUGGUGCAGCCCCUGCGAGCGUCCCUGCUCACCCUGCUGCUCCAGGCACUCGCACAGGACCGCGAGGGUCGCUGCCCACAGCAGCGCGUCGUCCAGGGCGUCAUCCUCUCCUUCGUACAGGUGGAGGAGUACAAGCGCAAGCAGCCCUUGGCUCUGUACCAGGAGCUGUUCGAGACACCCUUCCUCGCAGAGACUGGAAAACACCUGCAACGUGAGGCGCACCGGCUGCUCGAAGAGUGUGACUGUUCGGCGUACAUGGAGCGAGUGCUCCACGUCCUUGCUCAGGAGAACUUGCGUGCACACCGGUUCCUGCACCCUAGCUCUUACCCAAAGGUGACGCGCGAGUGCGAGCAGCAGAUGGUGGGUGCCCACCUGGGCUUCCUGCAGCAGGAGUGCGGCCCCAUGAUGGAGGCCGAGCGGCGCACCGACCUGUCUCGCAUGUACACCCUUUUGCGGCCCCUGGGGCCCCGCGCCCUCGAGGUGCUGGUGUCACAGCUGCAGCGGCACGUCGAGCGUGUAGGUCUCGGCCGGCUCAAGCAGGGAGGCAAUGAAGGAGGCGGUGCUGCACCGGCAACAGCCUCGUCGUCCUCUACCUCGAUCGACAGUGGCAGCCAGAGCCCAGCCCAGGCCAACGCCAUCUCCCCGCAGCACUUUGUCGAAGCAGUGCUGCAAGUGCAUGCCACUUACCAGGACAUGGUCAAGGAAGUAUUUCAAGGAGACCAGCAGUUUGUAGGGGCACUUGACAAGGCAUGCGCCACCAUCAUCAACAACCGUGGAACAACCAGGCAGCCCUGUCGGUCUCCAGAGUUGCUGGCGAAGUACUGCGACGCCCUGCUGAAGAAGAGUGCCAAGGGCAUCUCGGAGUCCGAAGUGGAGGACAAGCUCACCCAGUCCAUCACCGUGUUCAAGUACAUCGAUGACAAGGACGUCUUCCAGAAGUUUUACGCAAAGAUGCUUGCGAAACGGUUAAUCCACAGCCAGUCUAUGUCAAUGGAUGUUGAAGAGGCCAUGAUCAACAAGCUCAAGCAAGCGUGUGGCUACGAGUUCACGAGCAAGCUACACCGGAUGUUCACGGACAUGAGUGUGAGUGCAGACCUGAACAACAAAUUCAACGCUUUUCUGAAAGCUGAGAGCAUCGACUUGGGCAUCAACUUCUCCAUCUAUGUGCUGCAGGCCGGAGCAUGGCCACUGGGCCAGAGUGCGGUGUCCCCCUUCGCUAUUCCCCUCGAAUUAGAACGAAGUGUUCAGAAGUUUGAGCAGUUCUACCAGAGCAAGUUCUCUGGGCGCAAGCUGAGCUGGCUGCAGCACCUGUGCCAAGCAGAGGUGCGGCUCUGCUACCUGCGCCGCUCCUACCUGGUCAGCCUGGGCACCUACCAGAUGGCGCUGCUGCUGCCCUUCGAGUCCGUGGACUCCUUGGCCAUCCGAGACCUGCAGGAGGCCACCCGGCUGGCACAGGACCAGCUGCUGCGACAGCUGCAGGGACUGCUGGACGCACGGCUCCUAGUCUCCAACGAGGAGGGUCCUCUGACGCCAUCCACAGUACUACAUUUGAAUAAGUCUUACUCCAACAAGCGGACGAAGUUUAAGAUCUCUGCAGUUAUCCAGAAGGAAGCAGCUCAGCAAGAACUGGAGCAGACGCACAGCUCUGUGGAAGAAGACCGCAAGCUGUACCUGCAGGCGGCUGUCGUGCGCAUCAUGAAGGCCCGAAAGGUGCUCAGGCAUAACACGCUCAUUCAGGAGGUGAUCAGUCAAGCUAAGAACCGGUUUGUGCCCAGCAUUGCCAUGAUCAAAAAGUGCAUCGAGGCUUUGAUCGACAAGCAGUAUCUUGAGAGGACGCCAAACUCCACCGACGAGUAUUGCUACGUCGCCUGACGGACACAGUCUUCGUCAUUGUUUUUGAAAAUGAUAUUCUGUACAGCAUUCAGCACGCCCCGCCUAAUAAAAGUGUUCUCAGCCACA